AGGAUUAGGACUUAUUUGAUUCUUUGACCGUAAAUAAAAGGAAAUUAGAAAAAGAAAAGCUUCCUCAAUUGAAAUGGGUAUCUGCAUAUCCGCUGAAUCUUCAGAGAUUCAUCACGAAUCAUCUAACUUAGCUACUGAAGAGAAUGUAACAGUGUAUGAAUCUAGCAAGAAUGUUAAUUUAAGUAAGAUUCACAGACUUUCUUCUAUUCACUCUAAAAAGGGUAGCAAAGGACUUAACCAAGAUGCUGCCACUCUUUGCCAGGGUUAUGGCAUGGAGGAUGCAGCAUUUUGCGGUGUUUUUGAUGGGCACGGAAGGAAUGGUCGCAUAGUGAGCCAAAUAGUAAACAAGCGUUUGUCUUCACUCAUUCUGGACCAAAAGAAUAUGAUAACUCAUGCCAAGAAUGAUAACAAUACCAUAUUGGAAGAUGAUGACUCGUGCACAAACAAGAAUUUUCAAGAGUGGAAAGAAGCUAUUCUUUGUGCUUUCAGGGUGAUGGACAUGGAGGUGAAUCAACUAGAGAAUCUAGAUUUCUCUUGCAGUGGAACUACAGCUAUAGUUGCUAUAAGACAGAGUGAAGAUCUUAUCAUGGCUAACCUUGGUGACUCAAGAGCUGUCUUGGGGACAAUUUGUGAUGGUGAAAUCAUUCCCAUUCAACUGACCACAGAUAUGAAGCCUGGAUUACCUCGUGAAGCAGAUAGAAUAAGAAGUUGUAAUGGUCGUGUAUUUGCUCUACAUGAGGAACCACACAUCCAAAGAGUAUGGUUACCCAAUGAGAACUCCCCAGGCCUAGCAAUGUCUCGUGCUUUUGGAGAUUUCAUUCUUAAGGACCACGGUAUCAUUGCUAUUCCGGAGAUUUCGUUUCGCCCUCUAACAUCAAGUGACCAAUUUGUUGUGCUUGCAAGUGAUGGGGUGUGGGAUGUGCUAAGCAACAUCGAGGUUUGCUCGAUCGUGUGGACGACAGAGAAUGAAGCAGCGGCAGCUAAGGCAGUGGUGGAAGCAGCUACAGCUGCAUGGAAAAGCAAAUAUCCUUCCUCCAAGGUAGACGACUGCACCGCAGUUUGCCUCUUCCUGCAGAAGAAACAAAGGAGCCUAGUAUAUGUAAAAACUGGAAAUAAUGUUAACUAACUUGCGCUAUUGACAAAGGCCUUGCUAUGAUAUAAUGUGGAAUCGCAAGCCUAGUUCAAUGUGAUAUAUUUAUAUACAUGAUACAUCACUUAAUGAUAAUAGUAUGGAAAAGAAAUUCAAACUCUGAAA
Arachis duranensis is the source of this 1255-nucleotide messenger RNA. Its product is annotated as probable protein phosphatase 2C 72. Gene Ontology annotation, molecular function: protein serine/threonine phosphatase activity. Gene Ontology annotation, biological process: protein dephosphorylation. The coding region runs from base 74 to 1126 and encodes 350 amino acids. NCBI's taxonomy places the organism in Eukaryota, Viridiplantae, Streptophyta, Magnoliopsida, Fabales, Fabaceae. The record is from RefSeq and is a predicted model, not a curated record. The transcript is spliced from 5 exons.